Messenger RNA from Psylliodes chrysocephalus, 312 nucleotides. Lineage: Eukaryota; Metazoa; Arthropoda; Insecta; Coleoptera; Chrysomelidae. The record is from the annotation of a GenBank genome assembly.
AUGUUAAGUUAUAAUUUGGCUCUUGUAAGAUCGCCUAUUGAAAUUCAUGAAAAAUCAGAUAAAGACAGUCGACAAGAAUUAAUAAACGAUUCUGCAGUACAAAAAGUUAAAAAGUCGCUGUUUCUGAACGGACAUUCUAAAGGAGAUACUUUUUUAGAAUUUGAAAAUCAAAUAAUAGCAAAAGGGAUGUGCUUUUAUUGUACAGCCAAUUUGACUUCCCAAAAUUCUGGUGUAAAAUGUCAGUCAUGUCAAAGAGUUUACCAUGGUUCCUGCAUUAAAAGACUUGAUUUACACAAAUCAAAACCUACCUAG